Molecule: messenger RNA, 4872 nt
Organism: Epinephelus fuscoguttatus (brown-marbled grouper)
Lineage: Eukaryota; Metazoa; Chordata; Actinopteri; Perciformes; Serranidae
Product: zinc finger protein 699-like
Exons: 5
Coding region: 31-2667 (878 amino acids)
Biological process (GO): regulation of transcription by RNA polymerase II
Molecular function (GO): RNA polymerase II cis-regulatory region sequence-specific DNA binding; DNA-binding transcription factor activity
Source: RefSeq, a predicted model, not a curated record
GUUAAAUGUUUCAGUCAUAAUCGGGCAACCAUGUCUUCAGUGGAGUAUCUGAGAGAGUUUGUCAACGAGCGACUAACUGCUGCUGCUGAAGAAAUAUUCGGAGUUUUUAAAAGAACCAUCGUCGAGUAUGAAGAAGUGAUCGACCGUCAGCGCAAACUGUUGGAUGUCGUUUGGAAACCUGAAUUAAAGUUACACAGGACAGAGCUCCCACAGCAACAUGUCUGUAAGGAGGAGGAGGAGAAGGAGGAUGAGGAAGACCUUGCUGAGCAGCAGAUCUUUAUUCAGGAGAUGAACUCCAGUGUGGACCAAGAGGAGCCAGAGCCUCCAUUGAUUAAAGAGGAAGAGGAGGAAGUGUGCAGCAGUCAGGAGGGAGAGCAGCUUGUACUGAAGCAGGAGACUGAUGGCUUCAUGUUGAUUCCUCCUUAUGAGGAAAGUGACCACAGUGAAGCAGAACCAAACACUAACUACCAGCUCCUCUCUCACAACUCUCAUGUCACUGAGAGCCGAUAUCAGGUUGGAGGCAAGCAAGAAGACUCAGGAUCACCUGGGAAUACAGAGCUUCAACCAAAGAAAACACAUCUUGAAAGUAGUUGUCACAGUAACAAUGUAAACAACUCAAAGACUCAGUGUGACACUCACACAGGUAAAAGGUUUAAGUGUGAGACAUGUGGGAAAGCUUUUAAAUUUAAGUCCCAGUUGCAUGCACACAUGAGACAACACACAGGUGAGAAGCCGUUUUCAUGCAAAACAUGUGGGAAAAGAUUCAGUGACAAGUCAGUUUUGAACACUCAUGAAAAAAUCCACACAGGUGAGAAGCCGUAUUCUUGCACAACCUGUGGAAAAGAUUUCCUGUAUUAUAGUGGCUUGUUGUACCAUCUAAAAAUCCACACGGGCGAGAAGCCGUUUACAUGUAAAACAUGUGGGGGAGCUUUUAGAUCGAGCAGUAACUUGAAAAGCCACAUGAGAAUCCACACAGGUGAGAAGCCGUACCUUUGCAAGACCUGCGGCGUAAGUUUCUGUGACUUGUCCACAUUGAAAAGGCAUGUAAGAAUCCACACAGGUGAGAAGCCACAUUCUUGCCAAGUCUGUGGGAAAAGGUUUUCUCAGAUAUCUGUAUUGCACGCUCAUGUAAGAGUCCACACAGGUGAGAGGCCAUAUACAUGUAAAAUAUGUGGGAGAGCUUUCGGACGUAGUGCUCACUUGAAAGUCCACGUGAGAAGUCACACAGAUGAGAAGCAAACUAUCACGUCUCUGCCCAGCUGCUGCGGUCUCCUGGUUCCCUGGUUCACCGGACUCCUGCCUCGCUGUCCCGUCACUGGCCUUCACCUCAGCUGUCUUGUUGCUGGCUUCCUGCUGGGAUCUCCAAGAGUCCAACCUGAAGCCAGAUUUUGUUGCGUAGUUAAAUGUUUCAGUCAUAAUCGGGCAACCAUGUCUUCAGUGGAGUAUCUGAGAGAGUUUGUCAACGUCCGACUAACUGCUGCUGCUGAAGAAAUAUUCGGAGUUUUUAAAAGAACCAUCGUCGAGUAUGAAGAAGUGAUCGACCGUCAGCGCAAACUGUUGGAUGUCGUUUGGAAACCCGACAUAGAGGUUAACAGAAUAGAGCUCCCACAGCAACAUAUCUGUGCGGAGGAGGAGGGGGAGGAGGACAGGGAAGAGGAGGAGGAGGGUCAUGCUGACCAGCAGCUCCGCAUUCAAGAGAGGAAUUCCAGUGUGGACCAAGAUGACCCAGAGCCUUCACUGAUUAAAGAGGAACAGGAGGAACUGUGCAGCAGUCAGGAGGGAGAACAGCUUGUACUGAAGCAGGAGACUGAUGGCUUCAUGUUGAUUCCUCCAUAUGAGGAAAGUAACCACAGUGAAGAUCACACUACCAGCUUCAAUUCCGAUAACAGUUCAGCAGGAAAUGUAGUGAAAGUAAUAGUUGUGAACUCUCCAGCUUCAGAAUCAAACAGCGACCACCGGCUGCUCUCUCACAGCUCUCAUGUCUCUGAGAGCCGAGAUCAGGUUGGAGGCGAGCAUGGAGACUCACCUGGGAAUGCAGAGCUUCAACCAAGACAUCAUGAAAGUAACAGCCACAGCAACAAUGUGUACAACUCUACCAUGUCAGAUAAUACUCACAUGGGUGAAAAGUCUUUCAAAUGUGACACUUGUGGGAAAGCUUUCAAGUUUAAGUCCCAGUUACACAUACACCUGAGAAUCCACACAGGUGAGAAGCCAUUUUCUUGCAAAACAUGUGGGAAAGAUUUCCGAUAUAACAGUCACCUGAGAGUCCACAUGACAACGCACACAGAUGAUAAGCCGUACUGUUGCACAAUAUGCGGGAAAGAUUUCAGAUACAACAGUCACUUGAUUGUCCACAUGACGACACACACGGGUGAGAAGCCGUACUCCUGCGAAAUAUGCGGAAAAGAUUUCAGACACAGCAAUCGCCUGAAAGUCCACAUGAGAAUGCACACGGGUGAGAAGCCGUACCUGUGCAAAAUCUGCGGGAACAGAUUCUAUGAGAUGUCCGCAUUGAAAAGGCACAUUAUAAUCCACACAGGUGAGAAGCCUUUUGCUUGCAUAACGUGUGGGAAAGCUUUCGGACGUAAAGGUCAGCUGACCGUCCACGAGUAUUCACACAGGAGAGAAGACGAAACUUUGCAAGACAUGCAGGAAAAGACGCUUUGAUGUGUUUCAGUUGGCAAGGCGUGUAAGAUGUGGGAGACGAUUCAGAGCUGGUUCAUGGUCAAGACACAAGAACUCAUGAAGUGAGGAGAAACAUACCUGAAAGAGCACCUGAAGAUCAAAAUACACAGGAGGAACCAUCGAGCUGACACUGCUGUGGAGACAUUUUCACGAACUAGAUAUAUACGCUUCCUCAUUGAGAGGAGGUCACAAUAUUUUUGAAGCAGUAAAUUUCCAAAUAUGCCAUCAACUUUUGCUAAACUAACCCUUAUUUCUAUUUGCAACAUUAUUUAAUUGAAACAGUUAUAAUCUAUCUGAAAAAAACUGUUCCGCAUAGUGUGCAUCAUUUCUACAGUUAAAUGAAUCCUUUCUGUCUUUCUUCUGACUUUUUAUAUACGUGUAUAAUUUUUCUACACUACCUCAGUUACAUGAGUGGACUGUGAACUCUCAGAUGUUGAAGUUGAGGCUGUGAAAUCCUCUCUCUGCUUGUCACUGGAUCACUCAUAUAUUCAACCUGCCAACUGUAGACUUCAUUAUGCCUCUGCGCUGGCCGUGGCCGGAGGCAUUAUGUUUGCAGUUUGUCCGUCCAUCUGUUUGUAUGAACACACGUCCUGUUCUUGUGAACAUGUCCACUUGGACUCAAGGAUGAACUGAUUAGAAUUUGUGAUCAAAGGUCAAGGUCAGUGUGACCUCGUGCGUCCAUAUUUGUAAACACAAUCCCUCAAUGGCCUUGAGGGAGCUAACUUAAAUUUGGCACAACCGUCUACUUUGACUAACAAUGAACUGAUUAGAUUUUAUUGCUUAAAGGUUACUUUGACCUCGUCUGUCUCAUUGUUGUGAACGUGUUAUCUCAAGAAAACCUUGAGAUUUCUUCAGAUUUGGUACAAAUGUCCACUUUGACUCAAGAAUUAACUGACUAGAAUUAGUAGUCACAGGCAGUGGUUCUCAACUGGUCUGGCCCCAGGGUGCAGAUUUCUCCUCAGUCAUUAGUUCAAGGUCCACACAUUUUAAGACAUUCAACGUUCAGCCUUUUCAUCAAGCUAGUUUGCUGUGUCUGUUGAGAAGCUGUUUGCUAAGUCACUCAAUCUACAGCAGGAAAUGGCACAAAAUAAAAGCUCUGUGCCGGAAAUUCGCUAUACUUAAAAAUAAUGUGUUUUUUACAAACUUGACACGUUUGUGAGUCACUUAAGGUCCAUUCAGAAUCGACCCACGACCCACUUUUGGACUGGGACCCACCAGUUGGGAACCACCGGUCAAAGGUAUCUGUGACCUCACAAAACAUCUCAGUAAUUUUGAUGCCAAUAUGACCAAAUUUCACAUAAAUGUCUAAUGGGAUAAAAUGAUAAAGCGAUGAUGUUUUAUGUCCAAAAGGUCAACGGUUAACUUCACUGUGACAUCAUAAUGUUCUGCAAAAACACCAUUUCUGCCGUUAUUCAACGUCUUAUCUCAGGAACAGAUGGAGAGACAUUUGCUCAGAUACUGAAUUUGUGACACUAAUCUUGUAACUGCUGAUUGUAUAGAUCGUCUCUGAAGAAGAUGUGUGUGAAGCUUUGAAUGCAUGUUUUUACAGACAUGGAUAUAAACUGUGACUGUAGCUCGACUGGUCUGCAGAGGCAGAAAACUGCAAGGCUGUAAUUAUUGUUUUUGUCCGCAGCGUGGCAUCUGUAUUUUGAUGUAUUUUGUGAUUAUGUUGACGCGACACAGUUUUUGUUUUUUUAGAUUUUUAAAGUGACACAAACACAAAUUGUGGCUUAUAUACCACAUGGUGCUGUCAGUGAAUCAGCCUGCUGGGCAACGCAAUGGUGUUUUCUGAUCUCAUGUAUGUAUUCUAACAAACAAGCUUUUUAUGUUGAUGAUUUAAUAAUUCCAGAUUCACCCUGAGGACUAAAAUUCUGUUCAUGGAGGCUGCAGAUGGGUGUGACUGACAUUAGAGAUAAAAGUAAUCGUACUGAAGAAGAGAUGAUUUCAGAGUGUUAAGUUGUUAUGUGCAAGAGGUGUUUUAGUGUUGCAGCUCAACUGCAGGAAUGUUAAGUUAAAGUAUUUUCUGUUGUUUGAUCGCCUCAUACUGAACAAACAUGGAGGAACGUAACUACAUGUAAUUGAGUACUUUAUUCAUGUAAAACAAGGUCAAUGUCAGACGGCCCAGACUGCAUGUAAAUUAUACAUAAAUAUGAAAUCUGGAACACUUCUAAUGAAUAAAAAAAUCAU